CGGCAGAGCACGAGGAUCAGGGUGACGCUGAAGCGGACGUGGCGUCAUCGUUCCUCUCCGAGAACUAGGCGCCGAGCGUGGGAUUCGGCCACAAGAUCGAAGGAUGCUGGCCCGCUGCCUAAUCUUCGCAGGUGCAGCUGCUGUAGUAACGUCCGCAGGCGGGCACGGCUUCGACGCGCACCUACGCGGUCCCAGCUUCGUGCUGGAACCGCCGUCGAGGAUCGAAUUCUCGAAUUCCAGCGGCGCCUGGUUGGACUGCACGGCUUCCGGAAGUCCGCCGCCCAACAUCGACUGGUCCACCACGGACGGGCAUCCGGUGAACGAUGUGUCGGGCGUGCGGAGAGUGCUCCGAAAUGGCACCCUGGUGCUCCUGCCAUUUCCGGCCGCGGCCUACCGGCAGGACGUUCACAGCGCCGCGUACAGAUGCGUGGCGAGCAACACCGUCGGUAGGGUGCUCAGUCGCGACGUGCAGGUCAGAGCAGUGGUGGCUCAGGCAUACAAAGUCGAGGUGGAGGUGACGGGGGGUGCAUCGAGGGGAUGCACCGCAAUAUUACGCUGCAUCAUACCCAGCUACGUCAAAGAUUUGGUGCGCGUCGUAUCCUGGCUGCACGAACCUUCGUCCUACAUAUACCCCUCGCUGCAAGGAGAUGGCAAGUUCCACCUGCUUCCCACGGGAGAGCUUCUGGUGCACAGCCUCGAGUUCAGCGACCAGCUGAACGGCUACAGAUGCCGCACGAUGCACCGUCUCACGAGACAAGUGGUCGUUAGCUCUAUAGCCAACAUUAGGAUAGCAGAUCACAGAGGCGUAAUGCCUCCCGUGAUACUCGAAAACUCCGGUGUCGUACACGUCGCCCAGGACGAAUCGACGUCGUUGGUCUGCGUGGCGCAGGCCUGCCCCUCGCCCGAGUAUCGGUGGUACGCGCAAACAGGAGCAGAGCCAAUGCUGGUACUCUCCGGACCCAGAACCAGACUUCUUGGUUCAGUGCUGGCCAUCGAGGCGGUAACGUUAGAGGACAGCGGGGUGUAUCGUUGCUCCGCUUCUAAUCCUGGUGGCGAGGCGAGCGCCGAAAUCAGGUUAAUUGUGACGGCGCCUCUUCACGUGGAGGUGACGCCUCCGUUGCUGAGCGUUCACUUAGGAGGCAACGCGGAGUUCAGAUGCGAGGUCGGCACGCAUCCGCAGGCUGGACCGCACUUUAUCACGUGGUACAAGGACGGCCGGCAACUUCCAGGUUCGGGAAGGCAGUCGGAAUUACUGAAGCUGAAUGGAAUCGGGAGGGAGGACCGCGGCAUGUAUCAGUGCAUUGUGAGAAGAUCGGAAGGCGACACCGCUCAAGCGUCGGCGGAACUCCAACUGGGCGACGCACCGCCCGUGCUGCUGUACUCGUUCAUCGAGCAAACUCUCCAACCAGGACCCGCCGUGUCCUUAAAAUGUUCCGCCGCAGGAAAUCCUACACCCCAGGUAUCGUGGGCGUUAGACGGUUUUCCCUUACCGACUAAUGGAAGGUUCGUCAUUGGCCAGUACGUGACGGUGCACGGCGACGUAAUAUCCCACGUUAACAUAAGCCACGUGAUGGUGGAGGACGGAGGCGAGUAUUCCUGCACUGCCGAAAAUCGCGCGGGAAAGGUGACACAUGCUGCGCGACUGAAUGUUUACGGACUUCCGUACAUACGCCUGAUCCCGAAAGUGACCGCCGUCGCCGGCGAGACUCUCCGCUUGAAGUGCCCGGUGGCCGGAUAUCCGAUCGAGGAGAUCAAGUGGGAGAGAGCUAAUCGCGAAUUACCGGACGAUCUGCGCCAGAAGGUGCUCGCGGACGGCACCCUGAUGAUCAGCAGCGUGCAAAAGAAGGGCGACGCCGGGGUGUACACGUGCUGGGCGAGGAACAAGCAGGGUCAUAGCGCCAGAAGAUCCGGGGACGUCGCGGUGAUCGUUCCCCCCAAAAUUAGCCCGUUCACGGCAGAUCGCGACCUGCAUCUCGGCGAACGCACCACCCUGACGUGUUCAGUGACCAGAGGCGAUCUGCCCCUGUCCAUCACGUGGCUCAAGGACGGACGCUCGAUGGGGCCGUCGCUGAUGGAAAGCGUCACUGUCACCAAUAUGGACCAGUACAAUAGCAUACUGAUGAUUGAAAGUUUAUCUCCAGAUCACAACGGCAACUACUCGUGCGUGGCCCGUAACGUGGCCGCAGAGGUAUCGCACACGCAGCGGCUUGUGGUUCAUGUACCCCCUAUUAUUGAGCCAUUUACGUUCCAAGAGGGACUAUCCGAGGGGAUGCGGACGCGGACGGUGUGCGGGGUCGCGGCGGGAGAUCCACCCCUAACCAUAUCCUGGCUGAAAGACGGCCAAAGCCCCUUUCCCUUGCCACCGAAUCUGGCAUCCGUCGCAAACGUCUCCCAACUGGAUCCCUACUCGAGCCUCCUGAGUAUAACGAAUCUCGCGGCCGAGCACUCCGGCGACUAUACCUGCGUCGCCGCGAACCCCGCCGCCGAGGUCAGGUACACGGCCAAGCUACAGGUAAAAGUGCCGCCCAGAUGGAUCGUCGAGCCGACCGACGUGAGCGUCGAGAGGAACCGCCAUGUCGCGCUGCACUGCCAGGCGCAGGGCGUCCCGACGCCGACGAUCGUAUGGAAAAAAGCCACCGGAAGCAAAGCCGGUGAUUACGAGGAGUUGCGCGAAAGAACUUACACCAAGAUCCUCAGUAACGGCACUCUGUUGCUGCAACACGUGAAAGAGGACAGGGAGGGCUUUUACCUGUGCCACGCGAGCAAUGGCAUCGGAAGCGGACUGGGCAAAGUUGUGCAGUUAAAAGUCAAUUCGUCUCCGUAUUUCGCGGCGCCGUCGCGGCUUGUUACCGUGAAGAAAGGGGACACGGCGACGCUACACUGCGAGGUACAUGGCGAUAAGCCGGUUACCGUUACCUGGCUGAAGGGCGGCAAAAGCGAACUGAAUCCCUCGACGAAUUACCGGGUCGCAGUGAAGCAGGAAAUAACACCGGACGGUGUCAUCGCGCAACUGCAAAUCUCGUCGGCGGAAGCCGCCGACAGCGGUGCGUACUUCUGCCAGGCGAACAAUCUUUACGGCCGCGAUCAGCAGCUGGUGCAACUCCUCGUGCAAGAGCCGCCCCAACCGCCAAGCGCUCUGGAAACUGCCAUGGUGGCCAGUCGCAGCAUUAACGUUAAGUGGCAGCAUAAGUCGCAGGAUACUAGCGAGGUCCUAAAGUACAUCCUCCAAUACAAAGAGGGCGAGGGCGGAAUAUGGCAGCAACAAGAGUUUACCGGGCCACCCUUACCGUACGCGGCAUUGAUCGACGACUUAAAACCCGCCACGAGAUACACUAUACGCGUGAUAGCGGAAGGUCCAGCUGGUCGAUCUGUCCCCUCGGCGGAGCUCAUUGUGAGAACCGAGCCGCAGAAACCAGCUGGUCCGCCGAUGAACCUCGCGGCCAGAUCGCUCUCCUCGUCCGAGAUUCUUGUCACUUGGUCGCCCCCACUGCUGGAGCUUCGUCACGGUGACAUACAGGGCUUCAAUGUUGGUUACAAGGAAACGAGCUCGAACAACCCAUCGUAUAACUUCACUUCCGUCUCGGGCGACGGAGAGGAAGGCGGCGGGGAGCUUCGACUUACAGGUCUUAGGCCGUACACCAGAUAUACCCUCGUCGUCCGAGCUUACAACCAGGUUGGCCCGGGUCCUCUGUGUGAACCGCUGAUCACGCAGACCCUGGAAGACGUUCCCAGCAUGCCGCCGGAUGACGUGAGAUGCGCGGCACUCACCUCCCAGUCCUUGCAAGUGUCCUGGCAACCCCCGCCCAGCACUCAUAGCAACGGCAUUAUUCAAGGCUACAAAUUGAAUUACGAACCAAUUUUGGCGGACGCGUGGCGAGGGGUGGACGAGAUGGAGGUUCGUAAAACAAGCGCCCUGACAACGGUUCUAACUGGACUUAGGCGGUACACCAAUUAUACUAUCCAGGUUUUGGCUUACACCAGAAUUGGCGACGGUGUGCCUUCCGCGAUGAUUUAUUGCCAGACGGAGGAAGACGUGCCGGGCAGUCCGGCUGAUAUCAAAGUCGUCGUGAGUUCACCGCAGGCCCUCCUUAUCUCAUGGCUACUGCCGCUCGAGCCAAACGGAAUUAUUACGAAAUACAAUCUUUAUACACGAGUCGUCGACGGACGGGAGGAGCUCAAUCACGGCAAAAAGACGCUACCGGCGACGAGCACGUUUUUCGAGGCGACCGACUUGCAGCAGCACGUGGAGUAUCAGUUCUGGGUGACUGGUAGCACCCGAAUGGGCGAGGGUCAGAGUUCGCGGGUCGCGGCGCAGGUGCCGACGAACAGAGUGCCAGCCAGGAUCACGUCCUUCGGCGGACACGUAGUGCGUCCGUGGCGGGGCUCGGCGACUUUGGCGUGCAACGCGGUCGGGGAUCCGACAAGGGACUGGUACAAGGGCAACACGGAGCAGAUACGCACCGAUUCCGCCAGGAACGUGCAGAUCCUGACGACCGGGGAGCUCGUGUUGUCGAAUCUGCAGUCGCAGGACAGCGGGAAUUACACCUGUCAGGUGGAGAACUCCCAGGGCAGCGAUAAGCUGCACUACACACUCACGGUGCAAGUUCCGCCUAGUGCUCCUGUGUUGUACGUAACCAGCUCUACCUCGAGCAGCGUGUUAUUACAUUGGAAAUCCGAGUAUAACGGUGGUGCGCCUUUGACGGGUUAUACGCUGUAUUAUCGAACUACUCAUGGAACCCUUGAUGAGUUACCGUUAUCUCGGCAUGCUACCAGCCAUGAACUAAAGGGACUCCUGUGCGGCAACACGUAUCAGUUGUAUCUAACGUCGCAUAAUAAAAUCGGCAGCAGUCCGUCGUCGCCGGUGCUCUCAGUUCGAACUCAGGGUCAAGCCCCGGGAAUCCCACCGGCAGCCGCCUUCCUCAGCCCUAAUUCCACCACUCUGGUGCUGCGAUUACACGUCUGGCCCGAUAACGGUUGUCCGAUAAAAUAUUUCGUUAUACAGUACAGGCCAAUAAAUGAGUUUCAUUGGACUCUAGUGUCGAAUAAUAUCAAGAUGCAACGACGAUUCGUCGUAACGAAUUUAACGCCCAGCUCGGUCUACCAGCUCAAAGUCGAAGCUCACAACGUGGCCGGCAGCAAUCAGGCCGAAUUCACAUUUGUCACGUUGACGAAGGAGGGUGAAAUACCACCGCCAGGGCUGUCGAAGCGCGGGAUGACGUCGGCCAUGCCGUUUUACACAGAUAUUAAGGUGAUAUUGCCGUUCCUCAUUGCUACUAUCGCGUUGGUCGCCGCAGCGGUGAUCGUCGCCUUACGCUGGAAGAACAGAUACUUGGGAGGUCAGCUGCAACGACCGAUGAAGGAGUCGCAGGAAAAUCAACAGAAUGCAGAAACGCAGCGGGAACGUUAUUAUGCCACGAUACAUAAGGUGGCAUUGCAACAAGCGGCGAAUACGGGUGCGGGGCCCGACAAGAUUCCAGGUGAACCUUUGUUACGAUAUGGACAACCAUCAGAGACAGCGGAGGACAUUUCGCCGUACGCUACGUUCCAGCUUUCGGAGGGUGGCGGGGGAAGCCUGGCAGGGUUGGGCGCAUUGGGCGGACUGGGAGGCGCGGCGGAGGCCACGGCGGCCGGUCUCCACCCGAACAACACUCUUCUGCACAGCUUCAUGUAUCACGAGCACGCCAUGACCGAAGGGUGCGCGAGCCCUCCACCGGCGGCGGCGAGCAUGAAGAGCGUCUCGUCGAGAAGGCGACAGCAGAGAAAGCAGCAAACCCCAGGCGAUGUCGAGAGCGACGAGAGCGAGUCUGACCCGGAUCAACUGAUCAGCUCGCGCACGGAGUCGUCGAAUCAACUGGACGCUGGAAAAUUAAAACAUAUUCGCGCGGUCUCGGACUUUAUCUAUCACGGCACGUCGAGCACGUCUUCGGACAUUUCUCCCAUGUCCGAGCAGAAGUCACUGCCACGAAGGGGGCGAUCAAGAUGGCAUGUUCCCAGCAGGAGCUCUCUACGCACGCUACUGCCGCCGAUCUCGGUCGCGGAGACCGCGUUUGUCGGCGGCAAUCAGGGGGCGGUUGUGCCGGGGAACGGCGACCGGCCGGAACUCAGCGAGGCCGAGUGCGACAUCGACUCCCUGAAGAAGCUGAAACUGGGGCUGCGGAGCUCUCUGUGGUCGCGGCCAAGCACUCAGAAUAAUCCCUCCUCGGAUUAUUCCAUCGCCGUCUAAUCUGCCCCCUCCCCCCAGGUUGUCGCCCACCCCCUCCCACGGUAGCUCCCCCUUUUCUCUUAACCCCCGUGGGCCAAAGAUUGUAGGUAAAUUGAUCUCUUCUCUUCGAGAAAUUUCCUCGUGGCCAUUCGUAGGGCCCAUUCGACUGCCACACCUGCUGUCGACGAUAAGUAAAUAAUUACAUCUCUCGUUAAUUGACGAUCGAGGGAGAGGCGUGCAUAAAUAAAGUUCGCGGAGAAGAUCGAGACAAUGAGGAUAAGCAGGUAUAGAAGAGCGCAUGGUAUGCGUGUGCACAUAGAAUCGAAUAAAAGAAGACCAUUUCUUGCCACGCGAAAAAUCUAACCCCUCAAACUUUUUAUCAUAAAUUACAUUAUUAUAAUUCAAUUUUUACAAAGUAAAAAAAGUUUUACGUUCGAGACGCCACUUUUUACAAUAUCCAGCGAUAUAUACUUGUGACAAAACGCGACACCCUGUAAACUGUUCUUCUAUAAACGUGUGUCCUCGCUGAUCGAGAGAGAGCUAGUCGAAAGUAUCUUUAAGUACAUAACGUGCUUCUCCUCUUCCUUGUCUACGACGCGACGCGAGAUAAUACACGUGCGUGCAGAGUGCGUGAGGCGUAUGAGUGAGUCCGAGUCCGAGGAUGCGUGGAUGAUGAUGUCGUCGAAUCGCGUGUAUACGUGUGCGUGCCAAAACGACAAUUUGCUCAGACCGCUGCGAGUCGCUUCGCCGGCGGGCGAUCCAAUUCGAGACCAAAGACUUAAUCGUACGAACAGAGCACGGGAGAGUACCUCGCGUAUCAUGAACAAGAGAGAUGGCAGGCUGCAUCUGCUUCCACCCGAAAAAUAAUUCCCUUUCACUUAUAUCAAUUUCAUCGGCUCGUUUAAUUCUUCCGAGAAUUUUUAUUAUCAUAAUAUACAUAUAUAACAUAAAUUUAUAAUAUAUUCUAUAUAUUAUGAUAUAUAUAUAUAAGAAUACAUCUUGCAAGUAAGGCUGUAAGAUUUUCAUUCGUUUAUUCAUUCAUCUGAAAUGAUAUAGAAAGUCACUAAUUAUUUGUCUAUUAUUUUAUUUGCUUGUUAUAUUAAUAUAUCGCUAUUUAUAUCUGAUCAUUUUAAUUUUAUUUAUUGCUAUAAUUUUAUUUUCCGGUGUCUAGAUUUCGUUCACAUUAUUGACGCAAUAUUUAAUAAGAUCUCCCUUCUCGCCUUCCAUAAAUAUAUGAAGCAGCUCGCGAAGCUCUCGCCAUUCUGAAAAUUAUGCUCGUUCUGUGUUCGGUGCGCGCGUGUUAUUACGAAUAUUUGGGAUGAGAACGGAAAGGAGAAGAGACCGGACUUCCGAGUCCUCUAAGAGAAAAAAAAAUGACGGAUCGUUGAACGGUUGGGCUCUGUUGCAUUGUAAAGUUUAUAUACGUACGAGUAUAGUACCGUUGAUUACUUUAAGUCCGUUAUUAAACCUAAGACUUCUAUGUAGAACGUUUUCCUGCACGCGGAGCGCGUUAAUCGAUCGGAGGGAUCGAGUACGAGGCUGAUUGUUUUUCGCUCUAUAUAAAAAAAAAAAAGAGAGAAAGAAAGACAAUUUCGGGGCGCUUGAGGGGAGAGCCGCGAACUCGGGCUCUCCGCUUCUUCAAAUCUCUCUCUUGUAAUGUCGUGCACCUUCGAGACUUCGUGAUCCGACGCGACCAAUCUCACUACUAUAAUAUGCAAUAAGUCGUACCAGCGAAACUCUCCUUUUCAGACUGAACUCGAAAGUACUGCGAAAAGAAAAAAAAA
Monomorium pharaonis (pharaoh ant) is the source of this 7986-nucleotide messenger RNA. It is a transcript of the gene Dscam2, whose product is annotated as Down syndrome cell adhesion molecule-like protein Dscam2. The transcript is spliced from 31 exons. Gene Ontology annotation, biological process: axon guidance; cell-cell adhesion. NCBI's taxonomy places the organism in Eukaryota, Metazoa, Arthropoda, Insecta, Hymenoptera, Formicidae. Gene Ontology annotation, cellular component: plasma membrane; axon. Bases 104 to 6223 code for a protein of 2039 amino acids. The record is from RefSeq and is a predicted model, not a curated record. Gene Ontology annotation, molecular function: protein binding.